AUCAAGACAACUGCAACUUUCCAUAUAGAAUCCCCGGCCAUUAUUAAACAACUCCAAAAUAAUAAUAAUAAUAAUAGGCCUUCUCCCUCCCCCUCCCUUUAAGUUUCACACACACAUCACCCAAAUUAGAAUCUCCAUCAACCAGUUGCUGCUGCUGCAAAUGUCAGAUCACCACCUUCAAUUAGAAUUAGAACAAGAACAAGAACAGCAACCGCUCCUCAUAAAGUCAGAAGAUGAAGGCGAUCUUGAUGGAUGCCUUCAACAACUGGAUUUGUAUUUGUUAUUGUUGGGAUUCAAUCAAUCGUCUUAUAUUCGAUUUGCGAUUUCAUGGGUGACGUUUUUGAUGAUUGGGGUUGUGCUUCCUGUGGUGGUACUUUUGAUGAUCACCAACUGUUUGAAAUGUGAUCUGUAUCAAGUUCAAGGCUUUGAGCUUGUUGUUGUCUCUUCCCAUGCUUCUUUGGCUGCUUCUGCUCUGCUCUGCCUUUCACAUAAUCUCAGAAAGUAUGGAAUUCGAAAGUUUUUGUUUGUUGAUCAGUAUCACGGUCAUGUUCAAAGAUUUUCAAACCAAUACCUUCACAAGAUUUCUGAAUCCAAACGAGCGCUAUUACUAUGGUUUCUUCCAUGCCUUAUUUUGAAACUUGUUCGUGAAGUUAUCCGCAUGAUGUACAUACAACACGAGUCAUGGUGGCAAUCUUGUGGCAUUUUGGUCACUUUGACUUUCUCAUGGACUUAUGUGACCAUAAUAUUUCUAUCAUCAUGUUUAGUUUUCCAUUUGGUCUGCAAUUUACAAAUUAUACAUUUUGAUGAUUACGGAAAUCUUUUGGAAAGAGAAACUGACGUCUUGGUAUUUAUUGAAGAACAUGCCCGUCUUCGCCAUCAUUUGUCGAAAAUAAGUCACAGGUUUCGGAUUUAUCUUCUACUUGUGUUCAUACUUGUCACUUCAAGCCAAUUUGCUACUUUAUUCCAGAUUACAGAGUUUAGGGAUAAAGUAACAUUCAUUAAUGGUGGUGAUUUUGCGGUUUCCUCAAUUGCACAAGUUGUGGGGAUAAUUCUAUGUUUGAAUGCUGCAGCAAAGAUUUCCCAUAGGGCACAAGGCAUUGCAUCUUUAGCAAGUAGGUGGCAUGCUUUUGCUUCAUGCGGGCCCGAUGAUGCAUCUCAAAUGAGAUUUUCAAAUAGAAAUGCAAGUUUUGAUGCUGCACAUACUUUAUUAAGAUCGGUUUCUUCAGAAAGUGAUAUGGAAGCAAUGAAUUAUAUUCCAUUUCCAACAAACGCACAACUCACAUCUUAUUUGGCUUCUUACCACAGGCGACAAGCAUUUCUUAUGUAUUUGCAGAAUAAUCCAGGUGGCAUUACUUUGUACGGUUGGACGGUUGACCGAGGUCUUAUAAACACAAUCUUCUUCAUCGAGUUGUCACUUGUUCUCUUUGUCUUUGGAAGAACAACCGUAUUCACUACAACCAAUUAAUUUUCUUGAUAUUUAUUCUGCAAGUUCAAGAGUUAAUCAAGAUUUCUUGAAGGCUCCAUGUCAUACCCAGGCCAGCUCCUAUUUAUCAUCAACAAAAUUUUGACAAUAAGCAUGCAAUUGAGGUCAACAGUCAACACGUGCCUGUCUCUUUAUAUGUGUAUAUGCAAUCUAUCUAUUGUUGUUUGUAUAGUCGGCUUCAUGGCAUUUUUAUAGUUUAGUGCUCCAAUCACAUUCGUUUGGGAGUUCCACGUGUUUGUAAAUAAGGUUAAACGAUGUCAAAUUUUGAAACCUGUGCCAUAUAACCGUUUUGCUUUAUGAUCAUUCAAUAUUUUAAGAGA
Messenger RNA from Helianthus annuus (common sunflower), 1803 nucleotides. RefSeq lists its product as uncharacterized. The record is from RefSeq and is a predicted model, not a curated record. Lineage: Eukaryota; Viridiplantae; Streptophyta; Magnoliopsida; Asterales; Asteraceae. The transcript is spliced from 4 exons. The coding region runs from base 161 to 1465 and encodes 434 amino acids.